Molecule: messenger RNA, 1449 nt
Organism: Neospora caninum
Lineage: Eukaryota; Apicomplexa; Conoidasida; Eucoccidiorida; Sarcocystidae
Product: putative glyoxalase
Exons: 5
Coding region: 1-1449 (482 amino acids)
Source: RefSeq, a predicted model, not a curated record
AUGACGGCCAGCUGGGCAGAGCGCACGCCGUGCCUGGUGCGCUUCGCCUCCGUGCGGCUCCGGGCGAAGAAGACGCCGCAACUCGCCGAGGACUUCUACGUGCGGCGCAUGGGCAUGUCGAUCCUGCAGCCGGCAGUCCCGCAGAGCAUCUGUGGCGCCGAAGGCGGUGCUCUGAACCGCUGCCGCUCCGGGUCUUUGCCGCGCAGCGCGGGGCUGAGUCGCAGCGGCUCCUCACUGGGCGGGAGUGUGUGCGCGCGGUCCAGAGACGCGGACGAGACAGGCCUAGAGACGGUCGAGCUCAAAAUCCCCGAAGCGCCGAAGCGUGACGCGGGAGAGAAGCUGGAGCGCGCGUCCGCGUGCCUCGAAGAGGAAGGCCGAACCCCUCGGCUGUCUCCGCAGGAGAGCUUCCGCUGCGGCUCGUCGCUCAAGCACGCCGGCAGCGGCAGAAUCGGCGAGGAGGAGGAGCGUCAAUGGCUCUUCAAGAAAAAGCGGUGUGCAUGCACCGUCGGCUACAACUACGACCGAGACGUCCUGCUGGCUGGGCCCCCGCGCGAGGAAACCGGAGACAAGGAAGACGACAGUCACCUCGCUUGCACAUUCAAGAGUCUGCAUCACGAGUUCCUUCUCGAGAUCACCUCGCCGGAUGCGGCCAUUCCCGACAACGAAAUUGUUCCCUACGAACACAAACCCUCUCACACCUUCUCCCGGAUCGCCUUCUCCGCCGCGGAUGUGAACGCCGCGCAAGUCGCGCUUUCGUCGCAGAUGAUCCGCGUCGGGAACGCGGCGCAAUUCACCGACGUGAAUUUCGCAGUAACCUUUCUGGAUCCAGAGAACUUCCGAGGCCGCAUCAUCCAGCACUUGUCUGAGUACACCUUUGCGCGCAAAGAUGGACUGAGCCGAUCCUUUCAUCGUCGGACUCUCAGCAACCUCGGCCUGGAAGAAGUCCCACCUCUCGGGUCCCGGGGCAUGCUCCACCACGUUGAGUUGCGCGUGCAGAACAUCGAAGCCAGUCUCAAAUUCUAUCAGCAGGGUCUGCAACUGCGUUUGAUCUCCAAACAAGCGGUACCCUCGUUCGGGCUCACCUUUUGUUUCCUCACCUCGGACCCCAACGCGAUUCCGCCGUCGCAGUUUGACCUGGACUCCCACGGUAAUCGUGCGUGGCUGUGGGAUCAGAAAUUCUCGUCCAUCUGCCUGAAGACCUCGGCGGACGCGAGCGCUGACGUGGCGCCGUACGUCGACCUCUCGCCGACCGAGUGCGGCUUCCUGGGCUUGACAUUCCUCUGCAAGAAAGUGAACGAGGCCGACUUGGAGCAGUCCCUCGCGGCAGUUGGAGCGAAGCUGGAGAAAACCCGAGACACAGUCUACGACUGCCUCGUAUACGAAACGCGUGACCCUGAGAACAUUCCCAUCCGCAUUCUCGUCUGCCCCGACGACUUGUGGACUGCGUGA